AUGGAGAUCAGAAGAUGUUUCGAGCUGUCUCUCAAAGCCGAAGGCAAGUGUUUUCAGGCAUCAGCGAAGGUCUACGACGAGUGCACAGCAGCCGGCUUCUUAGAUGUUACGCGCCUGGCCUAUAGUUCCGAUUGGGACAGCAAUAUCCGUCUUGACACAGAUCAAAGAUUCGGUGCGAUUAUCGAAACUCUAUAUGCAAGUCUUCUGGUGAGAUCUGGACAGGUUGCAACUGACGAGGAAGCGACAAAGCAGGCUGGGGAGCUGCUUGUGAAGCAUCAGCGUCUUUGCGACGAGGGAAAAUCCCACCCGCUGAAGUUGAUGAGAGUUGUUGCCCAAAAGCCAUUCUUAAACUGA
This is a messenger RNA of Penicillium macrosclerotiorum, 354 nucleotides long. RefSeq lists its product as uncharacterized. Bases 1 to 354 code for a protein of 117 amino acids. The transcript has a single exon. The record is from RefSeq and is a predicted model, not a curated record. Lineage: Eukaryota; Fungi; Ascomycota; Eurotiomycetes; Eurotiales; Aspergillaceae.